AUGGCUAACUAUCAAGAAAUUGUACAUUUGAACGUGGGGGGCACAAAAUUUGCGACGUCUUGGCACACACUUACAUGGGUACCUGACACAUUCUUCACAGCAUUGCUCAGUGGCCGUAUACCCACAGUCAGAGAUGAAACCGGAGCAAUUUUUAUUGAUAGAGAUCCCAAUUUAUUUAGCCUCAUUUUAAAUUUUCUCAGAACUAGAGAUAUAGAUCUGACUAAUGUGAACAUAAGAGCACUUAGACAUGAGUGUGAUUAUUUUGGAAUAACACCACUUAGUAGAAGGCUGGCACUGUGUGACGAGAUGAACCAUUCAUCAUGUGGUGAUGUAUUGUUUUAUGGGUACUUACCACCACCAUUAAAUCCUAUACCUAAUAAUGGAAAUGGAAGAAAUGGUAACAACUGCUCCAGGAAAAAUUCAACAGCUUCAAGCACAGAAGUGGCAACUAACAGAACACACUCAAGGAACUCCUCCCUGGAUCUUCGAACAGUUGGUAGAAUACCUUCACAGGAUCAGAUAAGUCGCUGUGGAAGAGGGCAUUCUAGAGCAGCAUCUCUGGGUAAUGCGGAAAGUCACAAAGGCCUGCGGCCACCUGAAAUGAAUGCUUGGGCUGACAGUUUGAAAGUUCAAAUUAUAAAAGCUCAUCAUAAUUGGAUUGCCGUAGCUUAUACACAUUUUGUGACAGGAUACAGAUUGACUGACUCUUGCGGCUGGUAUGUUGUGUUUCAAUCGCCCGUGCAAGACUCUGUUAUAGAACGCAUAGCCCUAAACGCUAAAACUGGUGGUGGUGCCACUUCAAGUGGCAGUAACACAUCAGGAUCUGACGUGAUGUUAGGUAUUGCGAGUGGCUCACUAGUAAGGCUGUGGGCCUUUUCGACUCACACAGAACCAGUCAGAAGGACAUUGAUAGGGACAUUUAAUCUAGGAGUUCGUGUGGAACACUUACUAUUCGUAGGGCCUCAGUUAGUAGCACUCAGUGGCGCGGGUAGCCGCAGUAAAGCAGGCGUGUGGCACACCAGCACUCAACACUGGCAGACGCAAGAUGUCGCUCAUCUCACCACGCACGAUACAGCUGGAUCCUUUCUUCUAUUGGGAACUGCUACUGGCGCUAUUAAUUAUAUAGAUAUGCAGAAGUUUCCACUGCGUAUGAAGGAUAAUGAUCUGCUUGUGACUCAACUUUAUAAGGACCCUAAUCAGGAACCAAUCACAGCUAUAUCUGUCUAUCUCACACCAAAAACUAAUUUAUGCGGCAACUGGAUCGAAAUAGCAUACGGAACAAGAUACGGUUCCGUCCGCGUGAUCGUGCAGCAUCCGGAGACCGUCGGCCACGGCCCUCAGUUGUUCCAAACAUUCACUGUGCAUCAGAGCCCUGUUACUAAGGUAUCGUUAUCAGAAAACUACCUGGUAUCGGUAUGUAGCGAAUACAAUCACGUGCGUUCGUGGCGCGUGACUCGAUUCCGCGGUAUGAUAUCCACGCAACCCGGGACCACGCCGAAGGCAGCCUUCAAAGUGCUCGCCUUGGAGGCACCCACCGCUCAACCUCACAACGACUGUGGUCCAUAUGGUGAGCAAGAUGAAGAGCAGAUAUUUAUACAGAAAGUUGUACCUGAUACUGACACAUUGUAUGUCCGAUUAGCUUCCAAUGGUAAAAGAGUGUGUACGAUCCGGUCCGUGGACGGAUCCGCGGUGUCGUGCUUCACGGUGGCGGAAUGCGAGGGCGCGCUCCGGCCGCGGCGGCUGCUGGUGUGCGGCCACCGCUCCGGCGCCGCGCAGCUGUGGGACGUGUCCGCGCCCACCGACCGCGCCGCGCGCGCCGUACCCCCCGCACAGCCCAACGGCAACGAAGGGGACGAGUCGCCAGUAGCCGACGGCGGACCAACUCCGGACGAACUUGUACGACUGCUGUCCGCCUGCGACUUGGACGCUGCGCCUGUACCGCACUCCCCGAACCGACCACUCCAGGCGCCAUGA
This is a messenger RNA of Parnassius mnemosyne (clouded apollo), 1974 nucleotides long. NCBI's taxonomy places the organism in Eukaryota, Metazoa, Arthropoda, Insecta, Lepidoptera, Papilionidae. The record is from the annotation of a GenBank genome assembly.